CGACCGUUGGACCUAACCAACACUGAAUCACUCGACCGUUGUACCUAACCAACACUGAAUCACUCGACCGUUGUACCUAACCAACACUGAAUCACUCGACCAUUGGACCUAACUAACACUGUAUCACUCGACCGUAGGACCUAACCAACACUGAAUCACUCGACCGUUGUACCUAACCAACACUGGAUCACUCGACCAUUGUACCUAACCAACACUGAAUCACUCGACCGUUGGACCUAGCCAACACUGGAUCAUUCGACCAUUGGACGUACCUGUCCUACCUGUAACUAACACUGAAUCACUCGACCAUUGGACCUAACUAACACUGAAUCACUCGACCGUUGGACCUAACUAACACUGAAUCACUCGACCGUUGGACGUACCUGUCCUACCUGUUACUAACACUGAAUCACUCGACCAUUGGACCUAACUAACACUGAAUCACUCGACCAUUGGACCUAACCAACACUGGAUCACUCGACCAUUGUACCUAGCCAACACUGGAUCACUCGACCAUUGUACCUAGCCAACCCUGAAUCACUCGACCAUUGGACCUAACUAACACUGAAUCACUCGACCGUUGUACCUAACCAACCCUGGACCACUCGACCGUUGGACCUAACCAGCACUGGAUCACUCGACCGUUGUACCUAACCAACACUGAAUCACUCGACCGUUGUACCUAACCAACACUGGACCACUCGACCGUUGUACCUAGCCAACACUGGAUCACUCGACCGUUGUACCUAACCAACACUGAAUCACUCGACCAUUGGACCUAACCAGCACUGGAUCACUCGACCGUUGUACGAAACCAACACUGGAUCACUCGACCGUUGGAUCUAACUUACACUGGAUCACUCGACCGUUGGACCUAACCAACACUGAAUCACUCGACCGUUGGAACUAACCAACACUGAAUCACUCGACCAUUGGACGUACCUGUCCUACCUGUAACUAACACUGACUCACUCGACCAUUGGACCUAACUUACACUGGAUCACUCGACCAUUGGACCUAACCAGCACUGGAUCACUCGACCAUUGGACGUACCUGUCCUACCUGUAACUAACACUGGAUCACUCGACCGUUGGACGUACCUGUCCUAUCCUAUACUGUAACCAACACUGGAUCACUCGACCAUUGGACGUACCUGUCCUACCUGUAACUAACACUGAAUCACUCGGUCAUUGGACGUCACCAGCACUGGAUCACUCGACCAUUGGACCUAACCAACACUGAAUCACUCGACCAUUGUACCUAACCAACACUGGAUCUCUCGACCGUUGUACCUAACCAACACUGGAUCACUCGACCGUUGGACCUAACUUACACUGGAUCACUCGACCGUUGUACCUAACCAACACUGGAUCACUCGACCAUUGGACGUACCUGUCCUACCUGUAACUAACACUGAUUCACUCGACCAUUGGACCUAAUCAACACUGGCUCACCGGACCGUUGGACGUACCUGUAACCGACAGUUGAUCACUCGACCAUUGGACGUACCUGUCCUACCCUAUACUGUAACCCAGCAUGCACCGCCUCACAGUUUCCAUUGUACUUCUGAUGAGUAUCGGCGUAAGUGCUGUGGAGGAAAGCUGUGAUCGACACUCUGGUAUACAGACAGAAUGUCAGGUGCCGUUCUCAACCUGUGGCUAUACAUUACGGCCUCUGUCAAGCAAGUUUGGCGCAGAGGUAACCGGUGUUGACCUUACCACGGUGAAUCAAAGCUGCGCAGACGCACUGAAACAGGAAGCACUCAUGUACAGGUUCUUGCUGUUUCGUGACCAGGAUUUGACGUGGCAAGAACAGAUCAAGUUUACAAAUCUACUGGGAGCAGUCUUCUCGGAGACAAGUUCGUUGAGACGGCCUUUCCAUCCAAAGACUCCGGAUCCGCGUAUAGCCUACUUGUCCAAUGAUCCCUUGGAAGGUAUUCCAGGGCAGGGUGUGGAAGCGUGGCACGUUGACGGAAAUAGUGUCCCUGCUCCACAUCAAUUCACUCUGAUUUAUUGUGUCAGCGCCACGCGAAAUGGCCCGACCCUUAUCGUGCCUCUCAAAGAAAUCGUGGACAUGUUUACACCGGAAGAGAGAGCCUUCCUCGACAGCAUCCGCUAUGUCAGUGGGAAUAAUGAAAGUAUCACCAUGCCUCUCAUUUACAAACACCCCGUUAGAAAUUAUGACACAAUCGUAGUUGCUCUUGGGUUAUUAUCUGGACAAUACAUCCUUCGGCAGGACGAUCAUGAUACCAUUUUAUCGAAAGAGGAGACACAACGGAUCAAAGACUUGAUAGAAGCGAAAAUCAUUGGCUCGAAUUUGAUAUAUUCCCAUCAGUAUAAAUCUAAGGACUUGUUGUUACUAAACAACCCUUCGGUUGCCCAUAUUGCAGGCCCGGGAUCACAAAAUCCUGUGGAAGUCGCUGGCCUACGACUUAUGCAUCGGUCUACAGUCCGCGGAGACCGUCCGCCUAGCAAGACGUCGAGUAUAAAGUACGCAUGCGCUCAAUUCGAACCAUUUGCCAGCGGGUAUUGUUUAUUUUCACUGAAGGAUUCUGUUUUUUAUCCUCGAUAUGGGUUCUUUGACACAAGGGAUGCUGCUAGGCAGAGGUGCAAGAGUAUUGACGAGGGAGCAGACCUAGCUACCAUACCUAAUAAAAAGUGGAACAAUCUUGCGAAGACCAUCAUAGAGCGUACCGGUGUCCCUCAUUGGUUGAACGGGACGAAUCCACAAGAAGAAGACGUGUUUUGGGGGGAAGUUAAGAGUGAAUUUACUAACUGGCAUAGAGAGCAGCCAAACGACCACGACGGACCGGAAGUGUGUUUGAUCAUGGGGCCUUUCGGAACAUGGCUUGAUCUGGCGUGUGAACCAAAAACCCAGCCAGGAGCUGACCCAGGCCCUGUGAUAACGUGGGAAGACGGAGUAAGGCGGAAGUUCAAUGUGUAUCCGCUAUGUGGCGUCCUUCACAAACAAUCGUAGCCCCGCACACGAUCCGACUUACGAAUUGACAAACGUGCUGUGAAACAAAAAUUAGCUUGGUUGCCGGAGACCCCGAAAAUUGUCCGGAAUAGCGUUAUUUAAUCUAUUAUUGUCGUUAUUUAACUCAAAUUGUAAAUAAUAUCUGGAACGUGACAUUUCUUGCUGGUCUAGUACUGAUAAUGUUUUGUGAUUAAACGAUUUGAGAAUC
Messenger RNA from Mizuhopecten yessoensis (Yesso scallop), 3184 nucleotides. RefSeq lists its product as uncharacterized. The record is from RefSeq and is a predicted model, not a curated record. Gene Ontology annotation, molecular function: oxidoreductase activity. Lineage: Eukaryota; Metazoa; Mollusca; Bivalvia; Pectinida; Pectinidae. The transcript is spliced from 2 exons. The coding region runs from base 1537 to 2976 and encodes 479 amino acids.